Orcinus orca (killer whale) is the source of this 2741-nucleotide messenger RNA. RefSeq lists its product as uncharacterized. Bases 1 to 771 code for a protein of 256 amino acids. The record is from RefSeq and is a predicted model, not a curated record. Lineage: Eukaryota; Metazoa; Chordata; Mammalia; Artiodactyla; Delphinidae. The transcript has 3 exons.
AUGACAUUUGCCAUUCUUCCACUGAAGGCCGAACCAGCUGAGGCGCGCGCUGGCCGGACGCCGGGUCCUGGGCCUCGCUCGAGCGCCCGCGCCACGUGGGGCCGCGGCCGUGCCGUGCUGCCCCCUGGCGGCCGGAGCCGGGAGGCCCGGAGGCCGCCGCGCCGCACCUGGCCGCCUGCGGCCGCUCUAGGAACGCGGGGCCUCUCGGUGGUGGCGGGGGCCCGUCGUCGCGCGCCCAGGAAGGGGCUGUGCCCGAAGCCGGGGUUCUGCGGCGCGGGCGCUUCUGCAAGGCGCGCCAGGCCUCUCUGCCGAGCGGGCGGCCCGGCGCCGUCCUUGCACGCCCCGAGACCAUCCCUCUGGGGCCGAAGCCGCUCUGGUUUUCUUGUUUUUUCGCACGCCUGGCCGGCCCCGUCCCCCGACCCGUCGCGGGCGCGUUCUUUGUGCGGAUCCUGUUGCUGGGAACCCGUGGGUGCAGAGCGGACCUCGGGGCUCUGCGGAGAGCGGGAGCGCCGAGACGUGCCCCACCCGCCUGGCCUUCCGUUUACCUCUCAAGGAAGGAGUUCGAAAAGGACACUGCUUGAUGCAGCUGGCAGACUAGCUAAGGUCUGCGCGGUUAGGGGAGCAGAGCCGCGAGGGGCAUCAGAGCGGUGGGAAGAGGAGAGAGAGGCGGCGAAGACGAGGAGGAGGACGACGAGACCAAAAGCCGGAAAAGGGCAGAUGGAGCAGAAGCAACGAGGCGGCCCGGGCUCAGGCGGGAGCUUGGCGCGCUGAGAAGUCUCCCUCCGGGCGGCCUGGGUCUUCUCCAGGCAACAAGAGGGGCCCUGAACCUCUACCACCUCCGGCUGUGGGCAGAAGACUGUGACCAAAUCAAUCGUCCCACCGAACCUGGGGAGGAAAACCGGUUGGAGUUCUGAGCAGGAAGGCCCGCCUGGAGCGACCAUAGGCAGCAAAACCCAAGGCAGAGGCUACGACGGUCGGCAGGGCCUGGGUGUGGCUGCACGGCUAUAAAGGUGUGAGUUGAGACGGUUUAGCUGUGUCAGGGGGUAUAGCUCGGGGGUAGAGCAUUUGACUGCAGAUCAAGAGGUCUGCGGUUCGAAUCCGGGUGCCCCCUGCCCACGUGGCAUUUUGGAAUUUCCAGGCUUCAGCAAGCCUGAGGCCCAUGGCCUGCCUUCCUCGGGUCCCUGUAGUUCCAGCACCCCUCCACACCGAGAACAACACCCGCUGACCCUUUCCCACCUGGAGAUGUUCCACCCGGCACAGCCACCUAUGGGUUGUGGAGAGGUCCGCAGUGUGGGAGGCCUCAUUGGCUUCUUGCACUUUGCAAGGAAAUGGGGGGAGCAGGAUGCUGUCAGGGCCCCAGGAGGGUCCUGCUGCUCGCCAGAGUGUGGUAGAUGGAAGGAGCCCCAGGGAGGAGUAAGAAGUUGGGGUUCUGGUCCCAGCACCACCAUCACCCCACCUUUUCUCAUCAGCACAAGGGGUGUCAGCCAGAAGCAAUGAGGGCUGCUCGGCACAGGACAGAAGCAAGACUGGGGUCUGCGGACGGCUCUGGGGAGGCGUAGGAGACCCACAGAUUUCCAGGUCCCUGGACAGCCACUUUCAAGUGACUUUUUUCUGUAGACCAAAAUAUGUUUAAUGAAAAUACCUCUGAUCCAGGUGCUAAAGUAACUGGUAAGCUUAAAGUAUGCUAAUUGAAAGGCACCCUGUGGGACCUCCCUGGUGGCCUAGUGGUUGGGAUACUGUAGUUUCCCUGUAAGGGGCAUGGGUUUGAUCCCUGAUGAAGGGACUGAGAUCCUGCAUGUUGUGUGGUGUGGCCAUGAAACAAAAGAAAAAGUUUUAAACAACCAAAAAGCAUUUUUAAAAAGUAUUCUCAGUUGUAAUUUUUUUGUAUUGCAAUAUGUAAACAUUUUAGCCACAAAAUUUUCACAUUCUCUUUUUGCUUCCAUUCAAAGUACGUUUCUUCCACAAAAAUAUUUAUAAGACAAAGCUCUUGAAAUGAGUAUGAUUCUUUGGAAUAUUUCACCAAAUUUAGAUGCUGCAAAAUCAUAAGCUUUGAAAAUUUCAUUCCCUUCAGGUACAGAAUGUAAAUUACCCAAUUUAAAUGAGGAGCUUCAGCCAAAGACUCCUUAGAGAUAUCGCACAUGCAAUUUUAGAAAUUCAGAAUUAAAUCCUGUACAGCACGUGAAAUUUGAUUGUUUAACUUGUUCAGUUUCUCUCUUGCUUUUGCAAGAAUACAUUUCAAUAUCUUCCUGUUUGCAAAUUUUGUUUUCAUUUAUUGCAACUCUCUAAAGUUUUCAAAAGCUGAAGUUUUGGGGCACACCGUUUGUUGAAAACUUUGAUUAAAGAUUUCCAACAGGUUUGUGCAAAACACAACAACAAUUUUUGGUGCACAUUUUUACAAAAAGAAAAGUUUAAUACCAAUGCCAUUGCAGGACACUUAGGUUAAUUCACAAAGUAGUUCUUCAAAGGUUUAAACAUUUCUAAAAUCUUAGUGGUAUUGGGAACAGAUGUGUUUUAAGAGACUGAUUAUAUUGGUGGACCUACAAAAUAAUUCUAUUCAGUAGCUAUUUGUACUUUCUUAUACAUACUGCCAUCAUGAAAUAUUUUCUUGUAUUAAAUCAGCUGUGUCACAAAAGUAAUUUAGUUUUUUAAAAACUUAAACAAGGGCUUCCCUGGUGGCGCAAUGGUUGAGAGUCCGCCUGCCGAUGCAGGGGACACGGGUUCGUGCCCCGGUUUGGGAGGAU